Molecule: messenger RNA, 1595 nt
Organism: Dreissena polymorpha
Lineage: Eukaryota; Metazoa; Mollusca; Bivalvia; Myida; Dreissenidae
Exons: 8
Coding region: 1-1092 (363 amino acids)
Source: RefSeq, a predicted model, not a curated record
AUGGACUCGCCACCGGUUUUCACUGCACUGCCUGCUACCGGAUCUAACAUUUUCGACGGUCUCAAACACGCCACCGAAACCCUUCACACAUUCAGCGUCACCGAUAGCGACGACACCGUUACGUGCUCUGCAAGAGCGCCGGAAAACGCCCUUUUUGAAGUGGUCGCCGGCGUGGCACCAAUUCCACCAUAUAACUUGAGCGCUACUGCACUUGCCGUGGGCAUUCUACCUUUGGAGCAAAGUACUGUGACACCACCAAAUACCCAGUACCUGGUGUUCGCCCACAAUCCAGGCGUAUUCGAUUUCGAAAGAAGUUCCGGAGCCGUGAACGUCGAGAUCACGUGCGGCGACUCCGUGUCCACCGUCAAAGAGACGCUGAUUGUGAACAUAAUCAAUACGGCACCGGUGAUCACUAACCCAGGGGGCUCCAGUGACGUCGCUGAUCCCCUUAGCGGACCGUUGACGUUAAAGACGUUGGAUUACGUAACUUUCGAUAAGUCUGACGCCACCUGCUCAAUGACCAGCGCUGACGGGGGACCAUUCGCCGUCACUGGCAACCAAAUCGUGAAGACGGAUGGAGCUCUGAACUUUGAGACAAAGGCGACGUAUAAUCUUGACGUCACGUGCACUGACGGCCUUCUUCAAACCACGGAUACUUACGUCGUCAAAGUCCAAAACGUCGGUCCAAAGAUAACGAGUUUGCCGACGGCGUCAACUCUGGACGAGUGGCAGACUGCGGAAAAGCAACUCACGACGUUGACGUUAUCGGAGGACGCGGCUGACUGCGUUCAGACGUCACCGACGUAUAACGAGUUUAACGUCAAAUACGAGCCCGCCACAAAAGUAUGGGUGAUCUACUACGUCAGCGUGGCGGUGGCUGGGCGGUCGCUUAGCUACGACACGAACCCCUUCUACAACCUGCACAUUCAGUGCAGCGACGCCGCGGGGGUCAAAGGGGCGGAGAAGAUUUUCACCGUCCAUAUUAACGAUAACAAAGCACCGACGAUCGACAACAUUAGCAGUAAGCCGAACAACAUAUGCUUGAUUAAGGACAUUCUUGCGAAAAUUCUAGCGUUAUUUAGAUACUUUUAAAAUGAAUUAUAGUAUUACUUAUAAAGUAUUGUAUUAACUUUGAUCCAUCUUUGUAUUGCGCAUGAUGUCUUUUUGUUUGCCAAACGACGUUACUUUACUGUAUUACGUUGACGUCACUUUUUGUGUUUAUGCUUCGAAUCAUACUACUGAUGAAAGCUAUGGCCGAAACAUGAUUUAUGUUAAAGAUAUCCAAAAAAACGUGUUUGUUAAAAUAAAAACGUGUUUAUGAAAUUUAUUGAUUUAAUAUAAUUCCUUAAGUCUCCCGCUAUAACGUCUUACGGUUUGUUUUAAUUAACAUCGUUUAAACAGCUUUGUGUGACUUACAAGAUAUGGUAUUCACGUGACAAAAAAGAUGGUGACGUCCAUGCCGAGACAGGUAUUUUCGCCGUUUUAUACCCUUUAAUACUUGUAUUAAUUGUUUAAAUGCCGCUAACAUAUCAGCAAGAGAGCAGGAGCUGUAAUUUUAUAACCCGCAUUAUACCCCCCUCUCAUAAUGAUCCUCG